UGGACUUGGGUUAUAUCACAAGUCAGUGCUGCAGGAGAAAAGGCUCAAGUUCCUUUUCUCGUUUUGGGUGAUUAGUUGUAAUUAAAGCUCGUUUUGGAUGAUUAGUUGAUGCUCUUAAUAUUUUAGAAAAACCAGCAAUUAAUGUAAAUUUAUUGAAAAAUAACUUUGGUUGUUUUAAAAGUUAAAGGUUUUUGGAGAAAGUAUCAAAGCGACCAGCAUCCCGGCAUGUGUUGCGAUUGAUGACGCAAUGCUCCCUGUAAUUAAUUCGGUAAUUAUUUGCACACUUGUCACAAGUGACUUGUGAACCACGCACUCGAAGCCUUAGCGCAGUUUCUCCUGGUGCACUUUGCUGUAGGGCGAGUGUUGGGCCUCUGGUUACGCUACAAACGAGUGCACCGGCUUUGUCGUAAAGUGUGUCGUAAGUGACCUGCUUUACGGCGCUUGUUUGACUCCAGUCAGCUCCUUUACAUGUCACCGUUUUAAUCACCUUUAAAGCCGUUUUAGACAGAGACGGAAGCCCCACAAUGUCGGGCCCGGUUCUAUUGGUUCUGUACGGGAGUCAGACCGGUACCGCCCAGGACACGGCCCACAGGGUGGCCCGGCAGGCCCAGAGGAGGCGGCUGAAGGUUCGGGUGAUGCCUCUGGACCGGUAUGACCCGGCCCAGCUGAUCUCAGAGGUUCUGGUUGUGUUCGUGUGUUCCACCACGGGACAAGGAGACCCUCCAGACAACAUGAAGACCUUCUGGAGGUUCCUGUUUCGGAAGUCCGUACCUGCUGGCGCUCUGAACCGGCUGGACUGUGCAGUUCUGGGUCUGGGAGACUCCUCCUAUCCGAAGUUUAAUUUUGUGGCCAAGAAGCUUCACAAGCGUCUGGAGCAGCUAGGUGGUACCAUGCUGGUUCCGGUCGGUCUGGCAGACGACCAGCACGACCUGGGGCCGGACGCCGUCAUCGACCCGUGGCUCUCUUUAUUCUGGGAGAAGGUUCUGGUUCUGAACCCGUCUCUGGCUGAUGUGGUCCCUCUGAGGGAGGACGAACCACUCCCACCUUCGUUCACGUUCCACUUCCUGGAUGCUGAGACGAAGAGAACCACCGAUCCAGCCAGAGUCCCCUCGGACCGAACCGCCCCGUCCGAGUCCUGUCCUUUUCCUGCCAGGAUGCUGUCCAACAGGAGAGUGACGCAUCCGUCUCAUUUCCAGGAUGUGCGACUGAUUGAGUUUGAUAUUUCUGGGUCCGGGAUCGAGUUUGCAGCUGGAGACAUUGUGAUGAUUCGUCCUCACAACGCUGCAGCAGAUGUUCGGCUCUUCUGUCAGCUGCUCAGGUUGGACCCAGAAUCCAGCUUCACUCUCAAACCCACGGGGAACGCUGCAGUUCCAGCGGGACUUCCUGAGCCGUGCACCGUGCACCACCUGGUGGAGCGUUACCUGGACAUCGCCGCUGUGCCGCGGCGUUCCUUCUUUGAGCUUCUGUCAACGUUCGCCACCGACGAGCGGGAAAGGGACAAGCUGAUGGAGUUCAGCUCAGCGGCCGGUCAGGAAGAGCUGCACGGUUACUGCAACCGACCUCGACGCACGGCGCUGGAGGUUCUGACUGAUUUCCCUCAAACUACAAGUGAACUCGGAGUGGAUCACCUCCUGGACCUGUUCCCUGAGAUCCAGCCACGAUCCUUCUCCAUUGCCUCUUCUCUAAAGGCCCACCCAGACCGGCUGCAGAUCCUUGUGGCCGUGGUUCGGUACCAAACCAAGCUGUAUAGACCCAGACGAGGCCUCUGCUCCUCCUGGUUAGCAUCUCUGGAUCCUCAACAAGGGCAGGUUCCUGUUCCCCUCUGGGUGAAGAAGGGAACUCUCCGGUUCCCUAAAGACAGCAGCAUCCCGGUGAUCCUGGUCGGACCUGGAACCGGAGUGGCACCCUUUAGGUCGGCGAUCCAGGAGAGGUUUUCUGAGGGCAAAACCGACAAUGUUCUGUUCUUCGGCUGUCGGUCCGAGUCCAAAGACUUCUACUUCCGCUCAGAGUGGGAGGACCUGACUGAGGCUGGACAUCUGCUCCUUUUUACCGCCUUCUCUCGAGAUCAGGAGGAGAAGGUGUACGUUCAGCACCGAGUGAAGGAGAACGCCGCGCUGCUGUGGAACCUGGUUGCUCAGAAGAACGCCUGCUUCUACAUCGCCGGGAACUCUAAACAGAUGCCCGCCGCGGUGAGCGACGCCCUGAAGGACGUGCUGCAGCAGGAAGGAGGACUUUCUGCUGCUGAAGCGGAGGAGAUGCUGGCCGUCAUGGAGAAGAUGGGCCGGCUGCAACAGGAGACCUGGUCCUGAUCCAGGCUGAGCUGAUGGAUGAGUUGGGUCUUGGUUUGGAGGUUCUGGUCCAUCCUGGUGAGAUUCCCGUGUCCAUCCCUGCAGAGGAACCGACGGGAUCGUAAUGAGGGUCCGAAUUCCUGAAAAAUCUGUUAAUAAAGUUUGAAAACUGAAGUGAAUAAGCUAAAAGCCCAUUAAGGUUGUCUCUGAGUGACAUCAUUCAGGAAACAUGGAAAUCCGCUUAAAAGUGCUUGGAUUGGGAGUUAGUUGAGGUCUUCGAACCGUAGUGAGUUACUGGUUUCAUGAUGGACUCAGCGGUUUCUGACCAUCACUCACCAGUAAACCCAGCUUCCUUCAGGAACAGCUCCUUUCUCAUGGAGGUGAAACAGCUGUUUCCAGUCUGACUCUGGAUCAGUGCUGCGGUGACAACCACACAAUGGACGUGUAACAUCCAACGUUUUCACCUUUCAUCUACGGCAUAAAUGCACUUCCUGUUUGGCCUUCCAGAACCAGAAGGUUCCGUUCAGCGUGUGUUGACGUUUCAUGAAGACAAAACAUUCUCUCCGAAGGUCCUACACUCUCUGCAUGAACGCUAGACACCAGUCUUCACUCUGAACAAGUGAAGACUCCAUGUUUAGGAAAAAUAAAACUCCUUUCAUAAACUA
Molecule: messenger RNA, 2953 nt
Organism: Nothobranchius furzeri (turquoise killifish)
Lineage: Eukaryota; Metazoa; Chordata; Actinopteri; Cyprinodontiformes; Nothobranchiidae
Gene: ndor1
Product: NADPH dependent diflavin oxidoreductase 1
Cellular component (GO): cytosol
Molecular function (GO): flavin adenine dinucleotide binding; FMN binding; NADPH-hemoprotein reductase activity
Source: RefSeq, a predicted model, not a curated record